UCCUGACGGCAGUCCCACCAUGCAGUGGCUGAUGAGGUUGCGGGCUCUCCAAGGAAUCCGAAAAUCCUUCCGCGGUUUCCAGGCUGCCCCUUGGCAUCUGCACUGCCGCCGGGUCACAGGAGUUGGAGUCCCAAAAUGGAACGACUUCGACAGGCCUGAGGAAUUUAACUUUGCAAGCGAUGUGCUCGACUACUGGGCUCAAAUGGAGCAGGAGGGUAAGAGAGAUGGAAACCCGGCCCUGUGGUGGGUGAAUGGCAAAGGAGACGAGGUGAAGUGGAGCUUCACAGAAGUCACCAGCUUAACCCGCCAGGUAGCCAACGUCUUCACUCAGACCUGUGGCCUGCGCAAGGGAGAUUUCCUGGCCUUGAUUCUACCUCGGGUGCCGGAGUGGUACCUGGUGGCUGUAGGCUGCAUACGAGCAGGCAUUGUCUUCAUGCCCGGGACUACCCAGCUGAAAGCCAAGGAUAUCCUCUACCGACUACAAUCGUCAAAAGCCAAGGCCAUCGUGACCAUAGAUGCCCUUGCCCCAGAGGUGGACUCGGUGGCUGCCGAGUGUCCUGCUUUGAAAGUCAAGCUCCUGGUGUCCAGCCACAGCAGAGAUGGGUGGCUGAACUUGCGGUCACUGAUGCGGUCUGCAUCCCCGGAUCACACCUGUAUCAAGUCCAAGACCACAGACUCCAUGACCGUCUUCUUCACCAGCGGCACCACGGGCCUCCCCAAGAUGGCAAAGCAUAGCCACUCAUUGGCCUUACGCUCUUACCUCCCUAUGUGCAGGACAGUGCAUCAGCUGAAGCCGUCCGAUAUCUCCUGGUGUGUAUCAGAUCCUGGCUGGAUUCUGGCAACUGUGGGCUCCCUGCUGGAACCCUGGACAGCAGGGUCUACCAUCUUCAUCCAUCUUCUGACCCAGUUUGACACCAAGGUCGUGGUAGAGACAUUAUCCAAAUACCCCAUCACCCACAUUAUCGCUGCACCAGCUGUGUUUCGAAUGAUUCUGCAGCAGAAAUUUACCAGUCUCAGGUUCCCCACGCUGAGGCACUGCUCUGCUGGCGGGGAGUCCCUGCUGCCAGAGGAGCAGGAAAAGUGGACGAAACAGACGGGCAUCCCAAUUCAUGAGAUCUACGGCCAGUCAGAAAUAGGAUUAUGCUGUGCUGUGGCCCGGGGAAUGAAGAUCAAGGCAGGAUCCAUGGGGAAGGCCAUCGCACCCUUCGACGUCCAGAUCAUCGACGACAAUGGCAACAUCCUGCCGCCCAACACUGAAGGGAGUAUCGGUGUCAGAAUAAAGCCCUUCAGGCCUGCGGGCGUCUUUGUCUGUUACGAGAACAACCCGGAGAAAACAGCCAAAGUGGAAUGCGGGGACUUCUACAACACCGGGGACAGAGCCAAGAUGGACGAGGAGGGUUACUUCUGGUUCCUGGGCCGGGACGAUGACGUCAUCAACGCCUCCGGGUACCGCAUCGGGCCGUCCGAGGUGGAGAACGCCCUGGCGGAGCACCCAGCCGUAGCGGAGUCUGCCGUGGUGAGCAGCCCGGACCCGGCUCGAGGGGAGGUGGUGAAGGCGUUCAUCGUCCUGCACCCACAGUUCCAGUCCCACGACAAGCAGCAGCUCAUCAAGCAGCUGCAGGAACACGUGAAGGCCGUGACGGCGCCCUAUAAGUACCCACGGAAGGUAGAGUUCGUCCCAGAGCUGCCCAAAACCAUCACUGGCAAGAUUAAGAGGGACACUCUUCGCAAACAGGAGUAUGGUCAGCUGUGAUGGGGACAGAGCCGGAACCCACCCACACCGUGUGACCUCGGACCCAUCCCUGGCUGCCUCAGUGUCCCCCAUGUGGUCGGGAUGAAG
Molecule: messenger RNA, 1840 nt
Organism: Ochotona princeps (American pika)
Lineage: Eukaryota; Metazoa; Chordata; Mammalia; Lagomorpha; Ochotonidae
Product: acyl-coenzyme A synthetase ACSM1, mitochondrial-like
Exons: 13
Coding region: 20-1753 (577 amino acids)
Biological process (GO): fatty acid biosynthetic process; acyl-CoA metabolic process
Cellular component (GO): mitochondrial matrix
Molecular function (GO): fatty-acyl-CoA synthase activity; fatty acid ligase activity
Source: RefSeq, a predicted model, not a curated record